AUGAGUCAAAAAGAUAGAGUUAUGAAAAUAGAUAUAAGCUUCAAACCAAAUAAAGAUAAUAUAAGUAUUGAUUCUCACGGAAGAAAGUUCUAUUAUUACAAAGAUGAAUCCUCUGGGAAUUAUGUUACAGUAGAAGAAUAUUCUGGACUAAAAAAUUUUCCGGGGUAUAUACAAGUUAAACAUCGUGCAGAGGCUAGGUACAAAAUUUCUGAGGUAAAAAACGAGGGAAAGAACACCGGAAUCUAUUGCGGUCACUUUGGAAGCGACUUUGUUUCGAUUUAUUAUUGGACUAGAGAUGAAGAUCGUAAAAAUCCUCUCCUCAUAGAGGUAGAUGGAAAGUCAGAAUACUAUACACCUUCAAAGGAGUAUGAUAAAUGGGAUUUCCAACGUCAUAUAACGUUGAAUGAGAUUCUAAAGAAACUUGAUAAACAGAACUGUAGUAGAAAUAAUGCUCACAUCAUUGAUAUUAACCGUAUCGAUGGUAAUUACAAUUGUCCAAGUUGUAAUAAAUGUCUGAUAGAACUGGAAAAAGUUAGUAAUUCCAACUACACCAUGUGUGAUCAUCAUACUAAAUAUUGGUAUGACAAAGUUGGAAGGAUUAAAGAAGGUUCUAUCAACUUUACCGGACUUGAAACAAUCAGUGAAUUUCGACGUGCAUGUGUAUAUCACUAUAAGAACAGGAUACCCUUGAUCUAUCUACAACUUGAAGAUGGAGAUUAUAAAGGUGGAUGGUUCACAAGAGAGAUGAUGUAUGGCUCAAAUUGGAUUCUAGCUAAUAAUGCACCACUUUCUGCAUAUGAAAAACAAGGAGUUACAAGUUUUUUAAAGGAAAUAAAUAAAGAAAACUAUAACAUUUUCCAGAUAAUAAAGCUACCCAUAGCGUGCGCUGUACUUGGAACUUUCAGCCUUUUUAGCACAUGUGAAGCAUACUGCAUAAUAUUUUCCCAGGAUAAAAGUUUAAUACUUAGGGGAAUACGAUUCCUAGCAAGUCUAAGAUCGUAA
This is a messenger RNA of Theileria equi strain WA, 1002 nucleotides long. RefSeq lists its product as hypothetical. The record is from RefSeq and is a predicted model, not a curated record. NCBI's taxonomy places the organism in Eukaryota, Apicomplexa, Aconoidasida, Piroplasmida, Theileriidae. Bases 1 to 1002 code for a protein of 333 amino acids. The transcript has a single exon.